UUUAUACUUCAAAUUAAGAAUGCACUUCUAAACAACGUCUUACUACUUUACGUUUUUCAAUACGAUAAACCAUUCUUUCAAACUUUAAUGCUGACAACCAAACACCCUCCUUCGCUGGUGAGUUGAAAAGAAAAAACAUCAUUCAGUAAGUUUUUGAGCUUUACUAGUGUCUGUUUUUCUGCUGGUUGUGAUAAAAAAUCGUAUAUUGCGCAGUUUUUUUUAUUCUUCUUUAUUUAAGCCUUUUUCUCUACAUUCGCAGAGUCUGUAACAAAUACUGUUAUCUGUCAUUUUCUAUAUCCCGUAACGUCAAUAUGCGGCAAGAAUAUGUUGUUUCGCAAGUACAAGAAGAUGCACACGAGUUGGACAUUUAUGCGAUAAAAAUAGUUAAGGAUCAAUUAUGGUCUGUCUCCGGCGAUAAAAAACUGAAGGUCUGGGAUGCUGCUUCUGAUCAACAUGAGCUGUUAUUCGAAGUUGAAACACCACAUCAACUCGGUGCCCACAAACUGGAUGCAUCUUUAGAAAACGAACUCGCAGUAACUUGUGGUUUUGGUCAAGACGUUUGUUUAUGGAAUACGUCUACCGGAGAGACGGCACCGUUGGGUUCUGAAUGGACACAUCCUGGCGAAUGUUGGGCUGCGUGCACAAGCCCUGAUGGUAAUAUUCUUGCCUUUACCACUGUCGACGGUCAUCUGUGUAUAUGGGACAAACAAGAGAACACCAAGAUUGCAGAUUUAGACACUAAAGGCAAACUCGGGCUUUGCAUUGCAUAUUCUUCUGACGGUCGGUUCAUUGCCAGCGGCCAUCAAACCGGACAGUUGUUCUUGGUGAGUUCGGAGACAGGCAGACUGUUCCACAGUCUGCUUGGUCAUACCCAGCCAGUCCGCUCUGUUGCCUUCUCGCCCGGAUCGAAGCUGCUAGCGGCUGCCGGCGAUUCAAAAAUGAUUACGAUUUACGAUGUUAUGUCGGGCGACCAAGUCGCUCAACUCUCAGGACAUAAAUCCUGGGUGUUUGCCAUCGCUUUCAAUCCUGUGGGGGAUCUGCUUCUCUCGGCUGAUUCGAGCGGCGUUAUCAAAAUCUGGGACAUCGAUACGCUUCAAUGCAUCGGCACGCAAAGUGAAACCGACGGCGCAAUCUGGAGUGUUGCCUGGUACAAAACCGGCUUCAUCGUUGCUGGAGCAGACCGCUCUAUACGCUGGUACAGAGCGGCAGCCGCCGAAUAGGAUAAUGCGAUUAAUUGUGAUUGGCAGUAUUCAAAUUGCGGGGCUUUGGUGGGGUAGAAAGUUUGCUUUUGCCGAGAACAAACUCGCUUAAGUGAUCUUCAUAUGAAACCUAGUUACAACCUUAUUCGCAUCUGCUUUAAAA
Messenger RNA from Schizosaccharomyces japonicus yFS275, 1362 nucleotides. Its product is annotated as ski complex subunit Rec14. Gene Ontology annotation, cellular component: protein-containing complex. The coding region runs from base 312 to 1220 and encodes 302 amino acids. The transcript has 2 exons. The record is from RefSeq and is a predicted model, not a curated record. NCBI's taxonomy places the organism in Eukaryota, Fungi, Ascomycota, Schizosaccharomycetes, Schizosaccharomycetales, Schizosaccharomycetaceae.